GUCAGCGGCUAGCACGAGGACGAGGAGCCGAACGAGCGCCUUGACUUGGUCGGCUUGGUUAUCCGCCGUGUCGAUCUCGACUUCAAACGCCGCCGCUCGGCAAUGCCGACCGGGUGCUCUGUUCUCCUGUGUCCUAACCGGACUCCACAAAGCCCUCUUGUCCGUGCUAAAAAGCUCCUGUUCCAUCGUUUACCGCGCGAAGAACCUCUCAGGGGUGAGUGGUGUGGGAGGAUUAGUAGAAGGGACCCCGGACAGGCAGACUUGCGCGUGUGCUCCGAACACUUCGACAGCGACCGCGACUACCGUCGUCUGCCUAGUGUUCUUCGCGAUGCCAGGCAGGCGAUGAAGAACGUCUACCUGAAGCCAGGUGCUGUACCUUCGCUCCGACUGCCCCCCACUGCGAAGCGCCUCUCCCCUUCCAAGGACCCAGCCGUGCCAACGUCGAAGCGCCGAAGAACUGAGAACGAUGAGCCGGUGGAGGUGGAUUGCUUCGAGGGGAGUACACAUCGCGAGCACAGCUGCCAAUCUCGUCACCGACCGGUGACACGCGACACAGCGGUCCAGGCCGACCUGCAUGAAAAUCCGGGACCCGCACGGACUCCGAGGUCGCCUGGCACGAAGGACAGUUCUGUGGGCACAGACCGAUGGCUGGGAAAGCGAUCUACCGGCACGCAGUGGAAUUCCUACGCCAAAGGUAUCACCACCCACUGGGUCCAGACCGAGGACUUGGAGACCGAGGACUUGGAGACACCACUGCCGGCAGCAACAGCACAACCACUGCUGUAGCCUUCGCCUUCACCACCACCACCUCUGCAGUGCCACCACGAAGACCGGGCCCGGCAUGGUGCAAUGAGCCCUGUCCUCAGUGAUUCGGACGAGGAGAAGGAGGAAGAAGAGGAGGACAACGACGACUGCGACGGUGACCCUCUGUGGGAGCCACCCACUUUGUCGAGUAAGAAUGGUUUCCUCUUGGGUUGAGGCAGGCUAAAUAUGAACGAACAUUUACCGCUGGCACCAAUAUGUGCUGGCACAUGUCUUGUGCUGCCAUAGCCCCACUGGGGCUGCAGUAUGUAUAAAUAGAUAAAAUAAAUAAAUAAAAAUGCUUCAAAUUAAUAUUACGAGCAAAAAAAAUUUUGUGUAAAAAGGGAACCUUUUAAAAAGUUGUAUAAACGUCAAAUAUCAUUAAAUAUGGAAAUAAAAGGGCAUUGUUCAUUGCCGAGACGUGA
Ixodes scapularis (black-legged tick) is the source of this 1226-nucleotide messenger RNA. RefSeq lists its product as uncharacterized. The record is from RefSeq and is a predicted model, not a curated record. Gene Ontology annotation, molecular function: sequence-specific DNA binding. The coding region runs from base 103 to 786 and encodes 227 amino acids. Lineage: Eukaryota; Metazoa; Arthropoda; Arachnida; Ixodida; Ixodidae. The transcript is spliced from 3 exons.